Messenger RNA from Pediculus humanus corporis (human body louse), 1348 nucleotides. Its product is annotated as Forkhead box protein P1, putative. Gene Ontology annotation, molecular function: DNA-binding transcription factor activity, RNA polymerase II-specific; RNA polymerase II cis-regulatory region sequence-specific DNA binding. Gene Ontology annotation, biological process: regulation of transcription by RNA polymerase II. Gene Ontology annotation, cellular component: nucleus. The transcript is spliced from 9 exons. The record is from RefSeq and is a predicted model, not a curated record. NCBI's taxonomy places the organism in Eukaryota, Metazoa, Arthropoda, Insecta, Psocodea, Pediculidae. The annotation marks the transcript as partial.
AUGGCAGACAUUUUUAAGAUAGAUUCUCCAAAAAAAUUUCACGAUGAUGACGUAGGUCGAUGUUCACCAUUGCUUUUAAAAGAGCAAAAUGGUCAUAAUGGUUUAUCUAAAGAUGAUGGAUCAGAAGAAAAUGGUAAUAGUCGUCCGAGCAGUCGACAAAGUUCUCAAGUUAGCUAUGGAAAUUCAACUCAUGAUGAUUAUCAAAGGCUCAUUCAACAACCGAAUCAAAUAAAAUUCAAACAUAAUUUAUUAAACGAACAACAACAACAACAACAACAACAAGAUAACACAAAAUUGUUUCCACAUCAAAUAUUAAGUAGAGCUCAGUUACAGAUUUUAUUAAAACAACAUUCUAUAUUUAUACAAGAUCAGCAAAAUCAUCAUAAACAGUAUCAUCCCUACUUUCUCCAACAGCGAAAUGGGAUAGAAAGGCGUCAGUUGGAACAAAUAAUGCAACAAAUCCAAGAAAGAUUACAAGCAAAUUUCAUACAACAAACACAUUUAUUAGAUGCAAUUGAUAAAAAAGGUGGAGAAGUGGCUCAGUCACAAUUGUUAGCCUUAAGACAAGAGCAACAGCAAUUGAUGCAACAGUGGCAAUUUACUCAACGGAAAUAUUUACUACAAAGAGGAUUAAAUCCGGGAGAAAUACCGAGUCCGUGGAAAGAACACCCAAGAGAAAAUAUAGAUGGAAAUCAUCCAUUAAAUUAUAAAAAUUUUCACGGUCCGAAUGGUAUCCUGAAUCCUCUUGAUUUCAUCCGUUGGGACGGAUUGAAUGGUUUAUCAUCUUUACCCGAAGAAUUUUUAGAAGAAUUUGCAGAAAAAUUAAAUCCACUCUACGGACACGGAGUUUGUAAAUGGCCAGGCUGUGAAUCUGAUUUUGAUGACUUUCAAGCUUUCAACAAGCAUUUGAAUUCGGAUCAUAAUUUAGAUGAUAGAGCAACAGCACAGGCUCGGGUUCAAAUGCAAGUUGUUUCACAGUUAGAAAUUCAACUACAAAAAGAAAGAGAUCGUCUUCAUGCCAUGAUGGCACAUUUACAUAUGGCUAAACAAGCCGUUGAACAAAGUAAAAAUGAACAACAUGAAUCAAAGUUAAACAUAUCCUCUGGACCGAAUUUGGAUGAAAAACAUUUGGAUCAUAUUUCAUUUACAAAAAUGAUUGCUGAAGUUCGUUCAUCUGUUUUGCAGCCAUUAUCAUCAAAUAUCAGCCCAUCUGUAAGAAGAAAAUUAAGUGAAAAAAAUAAUUCAUCAUUGGUUGGAGAAAUUCAAAGAAAUCAAGAAUUUUAUAAAAAUGCUGAUGUUCGACCUCCAUUUACAUAUGCUUCAUUAAUACGACAGGUAUUUAAGUUAC